Messenger RNA from Syngnathoides biaculeatus (alligator pipefish), 2303 nucleotides. It is a transcript of the gene oclna, whose product is annotated as occludin a. The coding region runs from base 335 to 1789 and encodes 484 amino acids. The transcript has 9 exons. Gene Ontology annotation, cellular component: cytoplasmic vesicle; bicellular tight junction; apical plasma membrane. Gene Ontology annotation, biological process: bicellular tight junction assembly. The record is from RefSeq and is a predicted model, not a curated record. Lineage: Eukaryota; Metazoa; Chordata; Actinopteri; Syngnathiformes; Syngnathidae.
AUUUUAAUUGUCCAUGAAUGAAUUUGCAAGAUGCGACAUGUGACUCGGGCCUCAGUGACAAACAAUAACCAAGAAAAUCUACUUUCCGAUAAUUUGGCGAUUCCCAUUAACGGUCGGGACCAUUUGAGUCCUGCUGACACUGACGACACGGCUGCCAGUUUGUCGUGUCGGUUGGGGUUCUUGCCGGGCAAUCUGGAAAUUGUGCUGUGCGAUUUCCAUCGUUUUGUCCUUUUCUUUGCUUUUGCUAUCGUGAUCAAAAUUGGAACGCCGCCAUCUUGUCACCUUAAACGCUUUCCGAUAGACGCAGCGGAAUUCAACAAAAGCGACGGCAGCGAUGUCGGGCAGACCCAACGGGAGUCCGCCUCCCUACGAGUCGGACGGCUACAACGCGCCCCCCCAGCCGGCGUACUCGUACUACCCUGACGACGAGUUCCAGCACUUCUACCGCUGGACGUCCCCGCCGGGCGUGCUGAAGAUCAUGGCCGUCCUGGCGGUGGUGAUGUGCGUGGCCAUCUUCGCCUGCGUGGCCUCCACCCUGGCGUGGGACUCCCAGGGGGCGCUGUCGGGCUUCGGCGGCAUCGGGGGGGUCUUCCCGGGAGGCGGAGGCGGAGGAUUCGGCUCCUUCGGCGGCGCCGCCGCCUUCGGGCCCGGCAACAACUACGGCUACGGCAACCUCGGCGGGAACUACAACGACCCCCGCUCGGCCAAAGGCUUCACGAUCGCCAUGGCGGCCCUGGUCUUCGUCUUCGCGCUGGCCGUCUUCGUCGUCAUCGUGUCUCACCAGAGCGGCUCGGAGAGCGGCAAGUUCUACCUGGCCGUGCUGGUCCUGUGCGCCGUUCUGGCUCUGCUGAUGCUGAUCGCCACCAUCGUGUACCUGGUGGCCGUCAACCCCGCGGCGCAGUCGCAGGGCUCGGCGUACGCCGGCCAGAUCGCCGGCCUGUGCGCGCCGUACCAGCAGGCGCAGGCGCCGGGCCUCUUCGUCAACCAGUACCUGUACCACUACUGCGUGGUGGAGCCGCAAGAGGCCAUCGCGGUGGUCUUCGGCUUUUUGGUGACGGCCGCCCUCGUCGUCAUGCUGGUGUUCGCGCUCAAGACGCGCAAGAAGAUCGCCAAGUACGGCAAGAGCAACAUCCUGUGGAAGCGCGUCAAGGUCACGGAGGACGGCGAGCCGCCGCACGACGUCGAGGCCUGGGUGAACAACGUGUCGGCGCCGGCCGAGGAGCUGCCCAUGGCCGACUUCCCGGAGAAGUCGCGGAGCCGCUUGGACUACGAGGGCGGCGACUACGGCGGAGAUCGCUACGGCUACGCGUCACCGCCACCGGAGGAGGAGCGGCCGGCGGGUAACGGCGUCCCUUACGGCGCCGCCUCGGACGUCCCGAGCUCGGCCGGGAGACGCGACGGCGGGCGGCGGGACCCCGACGCCGACUACGCCUCCUCGGGAGACGAGCUGGACGACGACGACGCCGACUUCUACAGCGAGUUCCCGCCCGUCGCCGACGAACGCGAGCGAAACGACUACAAGCGAGAGUUCGAGCGCAGCCACCGCGAGUACAAAGAACUCCAGGCCGAGCUGGACGCCGUCAACAAGAAUCUCAGCGACGUCGACCGACUGCUGGACCAGCUCCAGGAGGGAAGCCCGCAAUACCUGGACGCGCUGGACGAGUACAACAGCAUCAAGAAGAUGAAAAAGUCGGCGGACUAUCGCGCCAAGAAGAGGCGGAGCAAAUACCUCAAGGCCAAACUCAACCACAUCAAGAAGAUGGUCAGCGACUACGAUCGCAGAGCCUGAGACGGCGUUUGGGUCGAGACGUCAUCAGCGACGCCCAACUCGUUCCUCCUCCCAGCUUCAAAGCUUUUUUUUUUUUUUUUUGUUUUUUUAAGCAUAAAAAGCUGACUUUGACUACUUUAGCAAAUAACGUUUUUAUCAUGAAAUGUUGUUGUUGUACUUUCCUACACUCAACGUGUGCGUAUUCAGUGUGGAACCAGGUCACGUAUUUUAACUUUCUGUUACAUUUUUUUUUUUUCUUUUUUAUGAUGGUGGUCAAAAUGGUCAAAUGUCCACGAAAUGUCCUUUUUUUUAAAAAAAUUUAAUAUAAACCGCAGUUUAGCCACUAGGUGGAAGCAUUGCUCAGUGUUGAGAUGUUACCAAACGUUGCAUUGUUUUUGUUCCGUGUUUUAAAAAUGUGCAUCCAUACAUGUUGACUUUAAAGGUUUAUAGCGGAUGGGUUUGAUGCAAAAAAAUUUAAGUUUGUGAUGAUUUUCAUAAUAAAUGAAUUUUGCGACGAUUUAGCGCAGCAUUUGAA